This is a messenger RNA of Penicillium canescens, 1218 nucleotides long. RefSeq lists its product as uncharacterized. NCBI's taxonomy places the organism in Eukaryota, Fungi, Ascomycota, Eurotiomycetes, Eurotiales, Aspergillaceae. The record is from RefSeq and is a predicted model, not a curated record. The coding region runs from base 1 to 1218 and encodes 405 amino acids. The transcript is spliced from 2 exons.
AUGCCCCAAACACAGAGCUGGCCGCAGUCUCACCAAAUUACCGCACUCCGGCUAUUAGCCGGAUCCCUCUAUGAGGCAACUCGCGGCACCACCGCGCUAACGAACCAGGUUCAGAAUGAGCUUGCUUUACUCCUGACAGUUCUGGACGCGACCGAGACGUAUUCAUCUUCAUUUGGGAAGGAUUGUCCACAUUUUUCCGUCUUAACCAAAAGGUUACAGAGUUGUCAUGUUCUUUUGGUGGAUUUGCAAAAGCUGCAGCUUCAUCCUGAUGCCCUCGGUGCGCAAAGCCAGAUUAGUGAGAUCCGGGCGAGCCUCUCGUCUCUUAUUUUUGGACUGAGUGAGAUUAAUACGAAUUUGAUGGUAUCGUUGCAAAAGAAUGUUGAAAAAGCCUUGAGGAGCCUGAUUGACAAUGUUGGCACCGAGAAACAGGAGCUAUUAGUUGUAUCUGAUGCUCUGAUCAGCAAAACCUCAGAAGCCGAGACUGAUCAGGCAUGGGCGCAACUCCAACAAGAUUUGGAUGCUGUCGGUAUCAGUCCUGAAUUGUCUACUCAGAACCAUGACUUUAUCAUCUCGGCACUUCAAGAUAUGAUGGGAAGCGAGAGACAAAUUUCCAUCAAGGCCGCAGCAGCUCCAGGAGAUAUCCCAGGGCCUAAUUCUAAGGCACUACCUUCGGAUGAUAAGACAAGUCUGGACGAUAGCGAUGACUGGCUACCAAACGAACCCAAAGGUCUUCCAUCUCUCCCUCUUUCCCCAAGAGAAACUUGCCUAUCAAGAAAUGACCCGGUACGAUUACACCAUCGCCAUUCAAAAACACCAGCCGUGAUAGAAGAAAACCUCCCAAUCCCCGUGGCCUUUGAGAUCCAGGACUCUACCAUUAUUAGAAACCAAUCUCUGCCACGCGAAGAUUUCCCCAUACCAGUCUGGACAGAAUCAACAACAGAAAGCGUGAUCUCAUCAACAGACCACAGCAGCCAAACUAAUCCCUCAAUCCGCAUAGCCCACGAAACCAACCCAACAACCCUCGACCAAACCGUCCUCGCCUUAAAAGUGACGCGAAACAAAAAGACAAACAUAAUGAGCCGGAUGCUCUUCCAAAUGACAAACUCUAAACAAAAACUCAUAACCCCAAUCCAAAAAGGCGACCUCCAAACCGUGACAACUCUCCUCGCAAAGGGCGCCGACGCUAACGCCACAAACAACGAAGGCCAAACCCCCUAA